AUGAGAAAUAAGGUUCCGCUGGAUUGGCUAGAUCCAAGUGAGAAGCGUCGGGCUGCGAUUGCAAUUUUGCGCUUCAAUGCUACAGAUAGAAAGGAUUACAAGGGCCCUGUAUUUAUCAAUCCAGGUGGGCCAGGUGGAUCUGGUAUCUGGUUUGUGAAGCACUUGGGUCCUUACUACCAAUCUGUUGUCGGCAAGAACCAUGACAUCAUCAGUUUCGAUCCUCGUGGUGUCGGCGCCUCAACCCCUCGCAUUUCAUGCUGGGAAGACAUUCAAGAUUCUAAAAUAUGGAAUUUUAAAGAUGUAGACGUGCUUGACGCUCAUCCAGGAAGUCUGUAUGAUGCAUACGCUCAUGCUGCAGCAUCCUCACAGCAGUGUGCUUCUAUUCUCCAACCUUCCACAGAAUCUGAUUUGGGGGUUGGAAGUUUCGUCUCCACUGCAUCGGUGGCAAGGGAUAUGCUUGAGAUCAUGACGAAAGUUGGUGAAGAAAAGUUGAAAUACUGGGGCUUCAGCUAUGGGACGUACUUGGGAGCGACGUUUGCUGCUAUGUUUCCGGACAAAGUCGGCAGAAUGGUAAACGAUGGGAACGUAGAUGCCGUGGAAUAUUCUGCUGGACGUGGAAUCCAUUUCAUCCAGGAUGCUGAUAAAAUCAUGGCUGCUUUCUACCACUUCUGUCACGUUGGUGGUCUGGAGCUGUGCGCCUUUUAUCUAGAUUCAGAGAAAGAUAUUGAGACCAGGCUUGCACAAUUGCUAGAACAUAUCAGGAAAAAUCCUGUUGUUGUGCCAGGCACGGCGUCUUCGAGCGGGAGGCCACAGAUCGUCUCAUACUCGAAGGUGAAGAGGAUGAUUGGCAGCACGCUUUAUCGGCCGCUUGUCAUGUUCCCUGCUCUUGCCGACGCCCUUGCUGCUCUUGAAAAGGGGGAUGGAACAGUUUUCUUGGAACUCGCCACCCAGAAGCUCGAUGAUCCAUUGCUUUGUGAAACACGGUACAGCGUACAAGAGGGCGGGGACCCAACAGAUCCCACCCCUGAGACGCCAGAAGCCGAGGCAAGCGAGGAUGCUGGAACCACGAUCCUUUGCUCAGAUGGUGGUUGGAUGAAUGAUACCGUUGAUGAAUUUGGAUCGUAUGUUGAUGGGUUGAUGAUAAGGAGUAAGAGUGUCGGUGCGAUCAUGGCGGAAAUGAGGUUAGAAUGCGUGCAUUGGAGUGUGCAGGCAAAGUGGAAGUUUGAUGGACCUUUUGAAGGCAACACAAGCCACCCAAUCCUUUUCAUCGCCAACAGAGCAGAUAACGUAACUCCUCUUCGGAGUGCUCAAAUGAAUGCGAAGGGAUUUCCAGAUUCCAUAAUCCUGGUGCAGAAUGGAUACGGGCACACGUCCCUCUCGGCGCCUUCCAAAUGCACCGCGAAGAUCAUUCGAGCAUACUUCCAAAAUGGAACACUGCCCGCCCCAGACACAGUCUGCGAGCCAGACCUGACCCCAUUUGAGCCGUACAAUGUCACAAGCUCCAUCACGGAAAGUUGUGAUGACCACGAACUGAAUGUUGCUCUUCUCGAAUUGAUGAAAGCACCCGUCGUGGGUGCGUGA
Molecule: messenger RNA, 1581 nt
Organism: Lachnellula hyalina
Lineage: Eukaryota; Fungi; Ascomycota; Leotiomycetes; Helotiales; Lachnaceae
Product: Tripeptidyl aminopeptidase
Exons: 7
Coding region: 1-1581 (526 amino acids)
Source: RefSeq, a predicted model, not a curated record